ACGCGCUGUUACGCAUUUAAAGAAAGAGCGGGAGAAUCUGUCAUCAGAAUAAUUAUCAAACCUUUCUAGAAAGUGCUGUGCUCAGUUAGUAAUUCUGCGAUGUCGCAUUUUGAUGCGAUUUUUGACCAACUUAAGUUGGAAGCUGCAAAAAUGGGCCCUACCUGGCUCGAAGAAAAAUUACGUCCAUUGCUUAGCCCGGUCGUCGAACCCAGAGUGGAUAUCGUUGAGGUGGCUCCGAAAACAUCGAGGCGUUCGAGGCCUCCAGUUCGUUCUGAUGCUGAAGGGGGUAAUAGCGGUCGGAGAAAAUCCAGCCCCAGUCCGGGGUUAAAGGCGUCUGUGAGGAAGAAGUCAAGUUCGAGCUCCGGAAGUCGGCAGACCGGAGCGGAGUUUGCUGAUAAUGUGACGCAGUCCGGGAGCACUUGUUCCAUUACGGAACAAUUCACUGAGCCUGUAAUGAAGGGUGAUUCUUUGCCUAAGGGUAAGACGGCCAAUUUAGGCCAGAAAGUAGUAAUUAGAGGGAAAAAGCAAGCUAGUAAAAGUGACGGCCUGCCGAGGCCUAUUUCUCUGUGUGAGGGUAAUGAACAAGCGAGUAUAUGUAGUUUAGGUAGCGCCUUAAUGAAAAAGAAAGGUGAGGGUUUGAUUGUAUCAGGGCCGAUUGAAAUACCUCAGGCAGUUUCAGAACAGUUACAUAAUGUUUCUAAGUCGGCUCAUUUUUUAAGACCUUGCAAUAAUACGGAAAAUCAGGCUUAUCGGGUGUUAGACGAGAGGGUUGAAAGGCCUGAAGCCAGCGAUAGUCAUCAUGAUACCGAGGUUGAUAACGGUGUGGUAGAAUUAGAUUUAUAUUUAGAUUCUUCUGAGGAGGAUUUUAUUCCUCCUUCUCCCAAUGUAGUUAACACUAUUAGCCAGUUUAAUACGUCAGUCAGGGUCACGGGUGAUCCAGUUUUAAAGGGCGAGUUAAGAAAUUUGAGGGAUAGGAAUGUUGAAGUAAUUAAAAAUUUACCUGUCACUAAUGAUGUUUUUCUUUUAGAUGGGAAUGAAACUGGGUCACGGCCUGAGAAUUCCCAGGGUCUUUUAAUGGUGGGAAAUGACGGCCUAAGUGGGGAGGCUUAUGGCCUUCAGGAAUCUUGGACGGAAAAUAUCAGGCUGGAUAUUGAGGACGGCGUUCCAGGGGUGGAACGUUUUAAUGCAAAGGGAGAAGAAACAAGGGUGAGUACGGCCAACAAUUUUAAUUUUGGUCUUCAGGGCAUGAUGGGUCAGAGUAUUAAUAAUACAUGUCAUAGCUCGGUUAACUCUGUUCAACGUCCAAACAGGUCUGGGAUUGGGAGAAUACAAGGUAGAGGUAGACAACGCAAGAGGUAUGGGGAUUUAAGGGGAGAAGGGUUUGAGGUCCCAUCAGCUAAGAAGGGUAAGGGUGUUUCAGUGGAUAAUAGGUUGGGUAUGUCUACAGCUAGUAGGGGCAUUGGAAUUUGGGCACCUUCUGGGGGUUUGUCACAUGUUUCUUUUUUACAGACGGAAAAAGGGCAGCAAUUAAUGACUAACACGGAUCCCAGGGCUACUGGUUUCCAGAAUACAGAGAAGGUUACGGCUGCAUCUCAAAGGAUUCAGUCUGCAGUGCCUCAGGACCCGAGUACAGGUGUAAAGAUCGUAUGGGUGAUGGGGCAUUCGUUUAUAUACUGGGCCAAUGCUGAGGCCAGUAAGAAAAUGGGCGGCCUUCAGCUUGGGUGUCCUGUGGAUCAAUGGGAGGUCAAAUGGUUUGGGAUUAGGGGGAUGUGCUGGGAACUCUUUUUUCCGUUGUUUCUAGAUUUUGGCAGAAUGUUUCCUCGUCCUCAGGUUUUGAUAGUGCAUUUGGGGGGAAAUGAUUUAGGUAUGAUUCCUCAAAAGGAACUAGUUAGAAGAAUCAAAAGAGAUCUGGGCAACAUAAAGGAACUUCAUCCUGAAAUCAAAAUAAUUUGGUCACAGAUUACUCCUAGGUUGGUUUGGAGAUCAGCGAGGGAUUAUGAUAGGCUAGAAAAGAGUCGUAAAAAAAUUAACAAAAUAAUUAGCUCUUUUGUUAAGAGGUUGGGGGGAGGCGUAGUUUUCCACCCAGAUUUUGAAGUAGAUGGAGCUGAGGAAUUUUAUUUAAAAGAUGGUGUUCAUUUUAACCAAUUUGGGCUGCAGCUAUUUAUUUUCGAUAUAAAAGAAGCUUUGGGAAAAAUAUUGGGUUUGGCGGGACUGGGCUGUUCGGUCAGUCCAGUCGGUGGCGGGGGUGCUAGUUCCCAGACAAAUAUGGUACGCAAUAUGGCCAAGUGAU
Molecule: messenger RNA, 2290 nt
Organism: Bombina bombina (fire-bellied toad)
Lineage: Eukaryota; Metazoa; Chordata; Amphibia; Anura; Bombinatoridae
Exons: 2
Coding region: 100-2289 (729 amino acids)
Source: RefSeq, a predicted model, not a curated record